AUGAAGUCCUCCGAUAUCGAUCAGGAUUUAUUUACAGACAGUUACUGCAAGGUGUGCAGUGCACAGCUGAUAUCCGAAUCUCAGCGUGUGGCUCAUUACGAGAGUCGAAAACAUGCAAGCAAAGUCCGACUGUAUUACAUGCUUCACCCCAGGGAUGGUGGGUGUCCUGCCAAGAGGCUCCGGUCAGAAAAUGGAAGUGACGCUGAUAUGGUGGAUAAGAAUAAGUGCUGUACACUCUGUAACAUGUCCUUUACCUCGGCAGUGGUGGCUGACUCACAUUAUCAAGGCAAAAUCCAUGCCAAAAGGUUAAAACUGUUGCUAGGAGAGAAAACCCCACUAAAGACCACAGCAACACCCCUGAACUCACUUAAGCCUCCAAGGGUGGACACUGCUCCAGUGGUUGCAUCUCCCUAUCAAAGAAGAGAUUCAGACAGAUACUGUGGGCUCUGUGCAGCCUGGUUUAACAAUCCUCUCAUGGCCCAGCAACAUUAUGAUGGCAAGAAACACAAAAAGAAUGCAGCAAGAGUUGCUUUAUUAGAACAACUUGGUACAACUCUGGAUAUGGGGGAACUAAGAGGUCUGAGGCGCAAUUACAGAUGUACCAUCUGCAGUGUCUCUCUAAACUCCAUAGAACAGUAUCAUGCCCACCUGAAAGGAUCUAAACACCAGACCAACCUGAAGAAUAAGUAGUGAAAACAUCAAUCAAGAGAUGAGAAAAAAAAUGUCAGGAUUUCUCUCCGUGGAGAAUUGCUUAUCAACCACCAGAGGAGGAUUCUUCUUUGAACAAUGAACAUUUCUUAUGAGGAUUCACAGAUUAACAUAUGACUAAUCUUAGUUUUGGAGAGUGAAUGAGCUUUCUUUCUUUCUUUUAAUUUUGUGGUAAGUUAUGAUAUUUGGAUGGAUUUUUUUAAUUCUUUCCUGAUGAUCUAUUUAGCACAUAUUCUAAAUUAUAAUCCUACAGCAAACAGUGAGAACAUCAUUCAGACUUAAAGACAGUGGGAAGAUCUAAAUUUUCAAUUUAUCCUAGAUUUCUUCAACAUAUAAUUAUUCCAUUAAAUCCUUGAUGAUUGAGAUGUAAAGCACCUUUAUCAAGAAAUACACAUUAUUUUUUCAUCAUGCUGAACACGAUUGGUGGCAACAUGCACGGAACCAGAACGAGUCACUACCAGUAGAAGAUAUAUAAUGGAUACAAAUACUACUCCUUCAUUUCAUCUUCAGAAUUGUGAGCGAGUUUGCCAUCUGAAUGACAAGAAUAAAGAGGGUGAAUAAAGGAAGAAGCCCAUCCUUUUUUUCUGAUCACUCAAAGAACAGUUUCUCAAGGUUAAGCCAAGUCCUCUUUGCAAGCUGCCAAAAUAAUAGCUUAGGAAAAGAAUUAGUUUGCCUGCAUGAUGAUCCUCUUAGGCAAAAAUGUCUUCACAGUAGUUGACCUUGAUGAAAUGUUUUCCCAAAGGCAUCCAAGAGAAGAAUUGUAAACCCCCGAAUGAGAGGGAAAUAAAAGAAUAUUUCUUAUGAAUUUGGCCUGAACUGUGGGCUUUGAUGUGGGGUGCUGAGGAUUUGAGAAGAACUGAGUAAGUUCUGAAGAAAUGACAGCCUUGGGUAUGGAGAGUCCCCUCUAUUCCCCUGUUCCUCACUGAAGUCCUUUUGCUGAGCCAAGUUUCAGUCACUUUGGAAAGAACACCACUGGCCAGUAUGACAGACUGGAAAACUGUUCCUCUCUGAUGGGGAAUGCCUCUGAGUGUAAAGCUUUCUCUGGGUUCAAGUCUUCGCGGUGAUUGGAUCUGGUGUGUGCAGAGCCAGACAUUUACCUCCUCUUCACACUGUUUCUCAGUGCUCUGCCUGCUGUUGCCCUUUGUACAUUGUGACCACAGGCAAUUGAUCUCCUGGUGUCCGGAUUUUCUGGACGUCCCUUGUUUUUCCACAGAGAGCUGAGGUGGUUACAACUCAGUGAGCAAUAAAUGAAAUGACUUAGAAAUGCACAGUGUUGUUAUGAAGGUGUUUGGAAUUUGGCACCACUCUCUUGAGGGGGCCCACUCAGGAGGGACCAGGGCUGCUAGCUUCUGCGCCGACAGAGAGAUGUGGCUGCACCAGCCACGUUCUGUCCCGUGGGAAGGAAGGGGGGUUUGAUGGCAAGCAAUCUGUCUUGCUGUUUUGGAAAGCACACAACAGAGCUACAAACCUGCAACGAUGACUUUUCUUCCAAUGUGUGAAAUAAUGCUUUAUUUGUCAAUUCCGCUGUAAAAUAAGCACUGUCCAAGUAUAAAAACAAAUGAAAAAAACCCAAAAAACAAAAACAAACACAAACACAAAAAAACUUUGUUUCUGUUUGUGUUUAGUGAGUGAGCUCAUACUCUCAAGUGUUUUGUUUUGUUUCGUUUUUUAAUAACCUGAUAUAGUUGAGCCUGUGAACAUAGAUCUCUUUUGCUUUACAGAGAGGCUAUGCCAAACCCUUUACAGAUAAGCUUCCAGGUAUAAUAAUCAGAUCAUUUCAGAAUUCCUCAUCUAAAUACCGUUGCUCCUUGGCAACCUGCCAAGUGAAAGUGAAUAUCCUGCCAGAGAUUUUGCUUGUUUGUUUUCAAAUUUCUUUUUUUUAUUUUUGCAUAAAUAAGGGAAAUGAUUGUUCCAAUGUACCACGGAGUUGACAUAUUAAGUCUUAAACAAGAGGAGCCAAUGAAUGUUAUUUAUAUUUGGGGAAGUCUUAGAUGGAGACACCUUUGCUCAGAAAGCUAGCUGUUUGUUCUGUUCUUAUUUAUUAGUAGUAGCAAUAGUAGUAUUAGUAUGGUUAUAUUUGUUUAAUUAGAUCAUGUCUUAUGUUCCAAUUCAUUAUGGAACCGAUGGAAGUGAGAUGUAAGGUAAGUAUUUUCAAAUAGCCAAAUUAAUUCUGGCAUAGAGGAACAGACCCAUGGGACCUGGCCGUGGUGGAGCUGCUCAGGCAGGGCCACCUGAUGACAGCAGAGACUCCCAGAGAGAUAAGAAUGAGUCCUGGGAUUUCCCAUAAAACCUCAGUUCAAGGGACCUAGGGGGGAACCCUAUCUAUUUGAAAGAAACUAUCCAAAUUAUCAAUAUAUAAAGUAUUUUCACUGUUCCAGAGUACUUGGAGUCAUGGCAACUAAAGUAACCAACUACUGACGUUUGAAGUUUUGCUCCAAUGAGGGAAAAAUGACACAAAAUUAAUAUAAGCAGAAGCCUAAUGGCAUCCUUAUUAUUAGAAUAUUUUUUUUUCUUUGUAUUUAAAAGGAUACUUGCUAAGUGGUUGAAAUCAUCUGCGUCUUCGUAUACAGACAAAAUACUCCUACAGACCUGGUCAUGCAACUCGCUUAACUUUUCAAAGAGUUUUUCUUCUUCAAGUAAGAGGUAAGCUUCUGGCCAGCACCAGCGCCAGUGGCCACGAAUGCCAUGGGAGUGAAACCCAAAUUAAUGAGUUUUCUUUAUAUAUCAACUCCGCAGCCCAGUGCACUAACAAAUACCAUCAUAAAACAAUCUGCUAAGUAGAGAGGACCACAGUGAUCUCUUUUGCUGAUAAAAAUAGUAAUAAAACUCUAAUCUGCAAUUGCUUGAGCACAAAGACCAAUA
Molecule: messenger RNA, 3570 nt
Organism: Leptonychotes weddellii (Weddell seal)
Lineage: Eukaryota; Metazoa; Chordata; Mammalia; Carnivora; Phocidae
Source: RefSeq, a predicted model, not a curated record